Panicum hallii is the source of this 1492-nucleotide messenger RNA. RefSeq names its product choline monooxygenase, chloroplastic. Gene Ontology annotation, molecular function: 2 iron, 2 sulfur cluster binding; iron ion binding. The coding region runs from base 91 to 1314 and encodes 407 amino acids. The record is from RefSeq and is a predicted model, not a curated record. Lineage: Eukaryota; Viridiplantae; Streptophyta; Magnoliopsida; Poales; Poaceae. The transcript is spliced from 10 exons.
GCCCAACCUUUCCGCGAAAAAACGCAAUCUUAUUCCCGAGACCCCACCCCCGUUCAACCUGUCCUAUUCGUCUGCCGGCCGGCGACCGCGAUGGCGACCGCGCGAUCGCUCGCCGCGCUCCUCUCCGCCAGAGCCACGCGCCCCGGGCCUCGCCGCGCCGGCGGAGCGUGGCCGCCGCGCUUCGCCGCGCGCGCCGCGGCCGAGCCCGAGCACGCGCGGAGGCUCGUGGCGGAGUUCGACCCGGCGGUCCCGCUGGAGGCCGCGGUGACGCCGCCGAGCGGGUGGUACACCGACGCGGACUUCCUGCGGCUCGAGCUCGACCGCGUCUUCCUCCGCGGGUGGCAGGCUGUUGGUCACAUAUGGCAAGUGAAGAACCCCAAUGAUUUCUUCACAGGAAGACUGGGAAAUGUAGAAUUUGUCAUAUGCCGGGAUGCAAAUGGGAACCUUCACGCUUUUCACAAUGUGUGUCGGCAUCACGCCUCAAUCCUUGCUUGCGGAAGCGGUCAGAAAACUUGCUUCCAGUGCCCUUAUCAUGGAUGGACAUAUGGAUUGGAUGGUACCCUCCUGAAGGCUACAAGAAUAUCGGGAAUCAAGAAUUUCAAUAAGAAUGAUUUUGGUCUUGUACCAGUUAAGGUGGCUACAUGGGGACCUUUUGUAUUGGUCAGAUUUGACGACGAGUCCACUGAAGGUGAUGUUGGUGAUGUGGUUGGAGAUGAAUGGCUGGGUAGUGCUUCAAAGCUGUUGAGUACAAAUGGCAUUGACACUUCACUGCCUCAUAUUUGCAGGCGAGAAUAUAUUAUCAACUGUAAUUGGAAGGUCUUUUGUGACAAUUAUCUAGAUGGUGGAUAUCACGUCCCAUAUGCACAUGGGGCUCUUGCAUCUGGUCUGCAGCUUCAGUCCUAUGAAACACUUACAUAUGAAAGAGUUAGUGUUCAAAGAUGUGAAAGUGCACCAUCAGAAUCAGAUGACCUCGAACGCUUAGGGACAAAAGCUCUCUAUGCCUUUGUUUAUCCAAACUUUAUGAUCAACAGGUACGGUCCAUGGAUGGACACUAAUCUAGCUGUCCCACUGGGUUCAACCAAGUGUAAGGUGGUAUUUGAUUAUUUCCUCGACAAGUCUCUGCUGGAUGACCAGAACUUUAUCGAGAGAAGCCUAAGAGACAGUGAGCAAGUACAGAUGGAGGACAUUGCACUCUGUGAGGGGGUUCAGCUGGGCUUGAAGUCGCCGGUUUACAGCAUUGGAAGAUACGCUCCCUCUGUGGAGAUGGCCAUGCACCACUUCCACUGCCUCCUGCAUUCUAACCUUAGCAGCUAGUAACUCUCAUGUGCGUAUCUCACCACACAUGUGCAGAACAAAAUGCCACUGUUUUCACGGCGCUGCAUUUACACUGCUCUUGAUUGCAAUCUUGUGAUGUAAAAUGGAGCGCACCUCCUCAAUUAAACAAAACCAUGUUUGCUGGCUAUUGAUUUUGAGCUCUCAAUAAUUUUCAGUC